UAGCGUUCGUGCAAUUGUAGCUUUAGUGAAAAAUGGCCGGCGUCAGCGACUGGUUCAGCAUUGGGAGUACGGUGGCAUGUAAAACGUGUUAUCACAAAGAAAUUGAGGGAGAAGUGUUGGCAUUUGAUCCCCAAACCAAAAUGCUGAUAUUGAAAUGUCCAUCAUCAUCGAACCGGCCAUCAUUCAAUGAUGUACAUAUAGUUAAUUUAUCACUUGUGUCAGAUGUGCAAGUUAAACGUGAAGUAUCACCUACACUCAAUGAACCACCACAAAGUCUCAAUCUCCAGAGGCUAAAUACACGUGUGCGCAAUCAGAUUGAGGAGAAAAAACGUAUGGUGAAGGCUCUGCAGGCCGGAGUAUCGCCUGAGGGUCAAAAAUUAUUUAUUGCCAUUGCUAAGACCAUACAGGCGAUAACGUGGUCGGGACAGAAUAUCGUUGUUUGGGAUGAUGUUACCAUUGUACCACCUUACAAAACUGAUAAUGUCCAUGGAAAUGCUGAGUCCAAAUCAUAUUUACAUGUCAGAAAAAUCGUUGAAAAGCACAUGAAGGAUCAAGCAGCAGCUGAAACACAGCAACGAGAUGCGACGAAGGGCAGCAGCGCGCAAUAAACAUCGCAAGAGUCCUAAGAGAAAAUAUCCAUUCGAGAAAACAAAAAGAAAUGAAAAAAAAACUCAACAAAAAAGCGAAAAAAUAGAGAUAGAUAAAAUAAUGAAGGGGUCAUUCUGUGGCGUAAUUUUCUUUUUUAAAUUUCGCGACGAAUUCACUGACUCGAUUUAUGAAUUAGACAAAUGGGGGGAGGGGAUUCCACUCAAUGAAGGAGGAAAAAGAAAAUGUGAGGACAAAAGACACCAUUGGGAUUUGUGAGGCCCUUGAGAAGGGACUGAGCCAUUAAUUCGGAGGAUUUGAUGGGGAAAAUGAUUUUUUCACUUUGAAAUAUGAGUUUUGGUUGGAUGUACGGGGGGAUGGGGAUGGAAAGUUGUAAUUAUCUCGGAAACCGGUAGUUUUUGAAGAAAAUGUGUGUAGAUAUUUUUCGUGGUGAGUCAAAUUGUCCACAAAAAUGAUGCUGAACAUUUUUUUUCAUGAAACCACUUGGUGCAAAGAUAAUUGAGGAUAUAUGAAAAAUGGAAAAUUCAUUUUGAUGAAUCCAUUCGGUUAAUUUUGUGAUUAUCUCGUUAAGGAGUGGAUUUGAGUGAAAAUUUCUAUAGAGCUUUCUUAUGAAGAAUUAAAUUUUCAGAAAAAAAAUGCUACGUCCCAUUUUCCCUUAAAACUGCUCAAUACAGAGAUAAUUAGAUAAUUGAAAGGACAUCAAAAAUGAAAUUUUGCUUCUUCUCGACUUUCCAUCUUUUUGAAGCCCAUUUGAUCAUUAUUUUGCAAUUAUUAAUCAUCUUGAUGAAAAAAAUGAAAAGUUCAGUUCUGCACUCGUACUGUGCCCGUUGAAAUGGAAAAAUCGAGAGAGGAAAACCAGAAAAUACAGAGAAGACACAAAUAAAUGUAAUAUAAAUUCCAUAAAUUCCAAAAGCACAUUUUUAUUAUCCUGCUGUAUUAAACGCAUUGUUAUUGA
This is a messenger RNA of Diachasmimorpha longicaudata, 1561 nucleotides long. RefSeq names its product protein LSM12 homolog A (gene Lsm12a). The record is from RefSeq and is a predicted model, not a curated record. The transcript is spliced from 3 exons. NCBI's taxonomy places the organism in Eukaryota, Metazoa, Arthropoda, Insecta, Hymenoptera, Braconidae. The coding region runs from base 33 to 608 and encodes 191 amino acids. Gene Ontology annotation, molecular function: RNA binding.